CGGCGCGCACGCGCACGCACGCACGCACGUAGCCGGCGGCCGGCGGGGCAGCAGGCUCGCGCCCGGGCUCGCCCCGCGCCGCGCCAGAGGCUCGCGCACUCAGCAGGUUGGGCUGCGGCGGCGGCAGCUGUGGGAGCUGGGGCGCUGCGUGUGUGAGAGGUCCCAGGCGCGUCUGCGGCUCCGGCGCUCUCUGCCUCGCUCAGCCGGGUCUCCGAGCCCGGUGCCGAGGAGGGAACGGCUCCAGCCUUGAGAACCGCGAGCGCCCCACCGGCUGCUUCCGACACCGCCCUCCUUCCCUUCGCGGUCACGGGCCUCGCCGCGUCCUAGGCGGCUGUGCGGGAGGAGGCGGCGACGGCUGCCUGUCUGCGAGCCGAGUCCUGCCCUCAGCGCUGCUCGGACGCCGGGCCCUGCAGGGCCGAGAGAGCGCGGCGCCCGCCCUCCCGCUCGUCGCCCUUUUCGUCCGCGGGUCGGAGCAGCGUGAGUCUGGGAGGUCUCUGGGCUGAGGCGGCGGCGGUAGCAGCAGCAGCAGCUCGUCCGGCUCCAUCAUGUCCGCGGGCGGAGACUUCGGGAACCCGCUGAGGAAAUUCAAGCUGGUGUUCCUGGGGGAGCAGAGCGUUGGGAAGACAUCCUUGAUCACCAGAUUCAUGUAUGAUAGUUUUGACAACACCUAUCAGGCAACAAUUGGUAUUGACUUUUUAUCAAAAACAAUGUACUUGGAGGAUCGAACAAUCAGGUUGCAGCUGUGGGAUACUGCGGGUCAGGAACGUUUCCGUAGCCUCAUUCCCAGUUACAUCCGUGAUUCUGCUGCAGCUGUAGUAGUUUACGAUAUCACAAAUGUUAACUCAUUCCAGCAAACUACAAAAUGGAUUGAUGAUGUCAGAACAGAAAGAGGAAGUGAUGUCAUCAUCAUGCUAGUAGGAAAUAAAACAGAUCUUGCUGACAAAAGGCAAGUGUCAAUUGAAGAGGGAGAAAGGAAAGCCAAAGAGCUAAAUGUCAUGUUUAUUGAAACUAGUGCAAAAGCAGGAUACAAUGUAAAGCAGCUCUUCCGACGUGUUGCAGCAGCAUUGCCUGGAAUGGAGAGCACACAGGACAGAAGCAGAGAAGACAUGAUUGACAUAAAACUGGAAAAGCCUCAAGAGCAACCAGUCAACGAAGGAGGCUGUUCCUGCUAAUCCCACAGAGCAUCUUCAGUCUUUCUCCAGAAGCUCACUGCUUUGCCUCCCUUAUUCUUUCAUUGACUGCAGUGUGAAUAUCGGCUUGAACCCUUCCCCUUCAGUAAUAACGUAUUGCAGUUCAUCAUUGCUGCCUGUCUCGUGGAGAUGAUCUAUUAGCUUCACAAGCACAAAAAAAAGUCAGUGUCUUGAUUAUUUAUAUUUUACGAAAAGCCAAAAAUUCAAGCAUAUUCCAGUGAUAACUUUAAAAUUAGAUACAUUUUCUUAACAUUUUUUCAUUUUUAAUGUUAAUGAUAAUGUACUUCAGAAUGACAGACAUGUCAACAGUGCAUGGCUUGGUUAAGAAGCAGCUAUUCACAGCAGCACUUGCCUACCUAAUUGAUCUCUCCUUACUUUUCUCACCUCUCCCUUACCCAUUCUUACACUCCUUCCUGCAGACAAGAGGUAGCAGGGCAGCAGUCAGACCAAGCCCCAUUGGGAUUACCCUUCAUUUGUCAUCAUACCAUUUGCUCUGGGCCUUAAGCCAACUUACCCAAAAUUAUUCUUGAGCUCUGAUAAACAUGGACUUUCUUUGAGGUUCCAAGCUGGCUAUCAUGGUAGGCAGUACUUGAAUUAGAAAAGGGUUCUGGUGCAGCGUCAGAUGAGUCCUGAUGAAUAUACUGAGUACAUCAACUAAAUGAAAGUAAAGUGUAUUUCUGACUAAGAUAAAUAACCCCUUCACAUGUGCUUUAUUUGACAGGGAGGAAAAGUAAACAAAUCAGAACAGGACUUUAAUGUUUAGUUUUAUGAACUUUUUCUUAUAGGAUUUAAAAAUUGUCAUUUUUAAAUGACUGUUUAUUUUAAAAAGAUUUCUUUUUUUAAGCAAUACAUUUCUCUUGGCCUUUCUUGAUUUCUUGCUUUUUUUUUUUUUUUUCCCCCUUCCUCUUUCUUUUUUAAUGCUAUGUAGGCUAGGCAUUAUAGAAAUCAAAUUUCAUUAAGAAGGACCAUUGGGAGAAUUCAGAUUUUGUACCUUGAUCAAAACUGCUAUGCCCAGUAGAAACUGGUAAUUACAGCAUACCAACAUAACCCUGAGCGGAAUAGCAGAUACUUUGCUCAGGACAUUUGAGGUUAAAUUAAAGCUGGAAAACAGUUUUUUUACAAGUCUCUGGAGGCAGAUCUGAAGAAGGCGUACAACAGAAGAGAGAAAGGAGAGGCUGGAGAUAAAGCUCAGUAGUGUGCGGAUUUAUGCCUUAUUGUUUAGCAUUAUUUUUAAAUGUUGGGUCUUUCAGGCUGGUUUUGCUUUUUAUUAGAUCUGUAUACUUUGGUUAAUUGGGUAGUGAUUUAGUUUUAUAUUUAAGCUACAAUUAACCCUUUCUUCAGUGAUAUUUAUUUCUUUGCCUAUUUUUUAAACUAUUUUCAAUUUUUAGUUGUUUUGUUUGACUUUGAGCUUCAUCACCCAUGGCAAUAUGUCCCUUAAAACACUGUAAACAAAUAUACUAGGAGUGCACCCUUGACUAGUUAUUGUGAGAUUGCUGUGUAAGUUAAUAAACACAUUUGUAAAUAUAUUGUUUGCAGGAAAAAAAAAAAUUCUUGAGUUACAGCUCAGGAAUAACCUGCUGAUUUAUGUUGUAUGCAUUACUUAACACAGUAUAAAGAUGAAAAGACAACAAGAAUAUUAUCAUACUUCCUUAUCCUCUCACUGCAACAAAAUCCUUAAUAGGGAGAACUGUAUCACCCCCCCCACCCAACCAACCACUUAUUGUCACCUUGUAAUAUUCAGAGAGCACUUGGAUUAUGGGUCUGAAUAGAGAAAUGCUUUCAGAUAAUCAUUAGCCCACAUACCAGUAACUUAUACUUAAAGAUGGGAUAUAGUUGUAAAGUGCUUUUAUAAUACAAUAUUAUUGUUAAAGGCAAGGGUUGACUCUUUUGUUUUAUUUUGACAUGGCAUGUCCUGAAAUAAAUAUCAAUUCAAUAUGUCA
Erinaceus europaeus (western European hedgehog) is the source of this 3130-nucleotide messenger RNA. It is a transcript of the gene RAB6A, whose product is annotated as RAB6A, member RAS oncogene family. The coding region runs from base 546 to 1172 and encodes 208 amino acids. The transcript has 8 exons. Gene Ontology annotation, molecular function: GTP binding; GTPase activity. NCBI's taxonomy places the organism in Eukaryota, Metazoa, Chordata, Mammalia, Eulipotyphla, Erinaceidae. The record is from RefSeq and is a predicted model, not a curated record.